UUGCAACUUUCUUUGGCCUUCAUAGGACUCUAAAAUUUCGACAUCUACAACGUGAAGCUUCAAGUUCAGCCGCUGGGAAAAAAAUGCGUCGACACCUUGAAGUCCACAAAUAUACCCUCGAGGAAGUAUACUAAACUCCGAAUUGAGACAAUUGAGACGUAUUGUGACAUGUGAUAAAACAAUGGUUUGUUUUCAACCUUCAUUGUGUGCACCCGGGCUACUGAAGGCGACACUUUUGUUGGCGAUGAAUGGGUCGACCUGAUUCUUUUCGAGCAAUAUAAAGUAAUUACGCUCGCUUCGUGAUAUUUCCAUCCUCUCCCCCGUUCUUGCUAUUUCGUUCAAAAUCAGAAAGCUGGUUCUCGAGUCCCGGUGGACCGCUACAUUCAAUCCAAAAUUCACAUCCUUCUAUGCCUUCACAACGACCUACACUUCCACCGAUUCAUAGCUUGGACCUUCUUCCUUUGUGUAGGGAAGUCAAUGCUACAGACGAAUCUCAAAAGUGUUCAUUACGCCCUAUACCACUGUAUCAAAACCAUCGUUCACAACGUCAAGCCUCCAUCUGUUCUUCUACAUCUUCACGAACACCGUCUCCACCACCUUUGCAACAUCCUUCCUCAGCAUUCUUGGCCAGGAUUCGCUUUCGACUCGUUCCAUGUCCUUUGGAUGCUGCAGACGCCGUUGUUGUUGUCCCUCCUCCAGAUGCUCCGUAUAUUCCGCCACUUUCUGCUCUCCGAACGUCUGCAUGCUACGCUCUGCGUUCCCAGGCCCUUUUCCUCAUCGGACCUGCUCUACAGCAGUUGCGUCAACCACAUCAGCCCCUUGCCAAGGGCGCCAGGGUGCAUCCGUACCGUAUUCUUCGUAGCGGGGAAGUCGACUGGAGAUCACCAGUAUCUUCGGACUCAGAUAUGUCGAUUUCGUUAUGACGAUGUACCCACACAUACGCAGUUCGCAUAUCUCAUAUCUCCGUGCCAAUUACUGUAUCAUCCUCACUGUACCACAAUGAAGCUCUUUUGAGGGGUAGCAGGGGAAAUGGUUUCCUACUACUCGUUUUCGUUGUACAUUAUCUAGUUAUUGGUGUUGAAAUUGUAUAGGUUUCAAG
This is a messenger RNA of Guyanagaster necrorhizus, 1099 nucleotides long. RefSeq lists its product as uncharacterized. Bases 408 to 923 code for a protein of 171 amino acids. The transcript is spliced from 2 exons. The record is from RefSeq and is a predicted model, not a curated record. NCBI's taxonomy places the organism in Eukaryota, Fungi, Basidiomycota, Agaricomycetes, Agaricales, Physalacriaceae.